UUCUCCCUCCGCUUUAAAAAAAAAAAAAAAAACCCCGAACCUCCGACAAAGGAAAAGGAUUCUUUCGGAACUUAUCGAGAGAUGAACUGAAACCAAACUUAUACCAACACGUACUGCAAACCACAACAAGUAUCGCCCGCAAGGUUUCUUACAACUUGCGUAUCACCUUUAGCGUAUGAAAGCGUGGCGCUGGCGUAGCGCGAGCUCGGGGUUUGACCCCCGCCGGUGAGGGGGGGGGAGCGGCGGACGGCACGAGGGUUCAGUGGUCCGGUUUGUUGUAGUAAUAGUGCAACAUUUGGAGCCACCCAGACGCCUCCAGAAAAAAACGACAGUCGGGUGACUAAAAAGAUGGUAGCGCUGCCGAAUGAAACGUGCAAGGCAGGGUGGAAUGCACACGGCAGACUUUGACAAAUCGCUAAUACACGCCUUGGUUACAGGUGUAGGCUACAUGCGAGCAAUAAACAACGUUCGGCAACAGCGCUCCCCAGAUAAAAAAAAAAAAAAAAAAAAAAAUUGCUCGGAUUGAGCGGAAGCUACGUGAUUAUUUUCUUGUAAUUCUAGAAGCUUGAGUUGGUCCGGCGGGGUUGGUGUUGUUUUCGUGGGAGGAAAAGGUCUGGGCAUAUGUUCGGGGAUGAGGAUUGAUUUGUUUCACCUUACUAGGAAGUGAGUGUUGUGUCCGGGAAGGGGAGGGACUCCGACGACAAGUCUGGGGCGCCGCUGCGCUACUUACGAGGCUGCAGCGGUGCAACGUUUCAAUGCCAAAUAGCCGAUUCUGUGCUUGUUCCUGCCGCCUAAGUGGCCGAGAGCCACGCGGCACAGAACCGAAGCUUUUAUUUUGGUCUAACGGCGCGCUUGGCCCGGCUCGGCACGGCCCGGCCCGGCCUGCACGCUGAGGGGGAGCAGAGGGAGAGCCUGUAGCGCAGGCCAGUGGUAGUCGGGCUUGCCGGUGCAACUAACGCGCGUCAAGUUGUCCGUGAACUUUGUCACAUUUCGGAGCCAUGUCCGGCCUCCUGCUGCCGAGGAACGGCAGGAGAGCGAUUUCGCUGGUCGGCGGGGGGCGCAGAGGCACCGGCGCACUUUCAGGAGUUCAUCCGGUUGCGCGGCGCUUCAUCGUAGAUAUGUCCUACUCAGCGCACUUCAUGGAUUUCAAAGGCUCCUCCAUACCGAGCACUAUGAAAAAGCUGAUCGUCACCAAGCUUAGUCCUAAUUUCAGAGACGCCGUUUCUAUGCAAACCGUUGCGGUCCCGACCCCCGGAGACGCGGAGCUGCUCGUCAGGAAUCGAAAGUCAUGGGGGGGCUCAGACUGGCAUCAAGAGAUGGCGCGGGAAUUGCAGCAUCAUUUCGCUCAUUCACGGCGGCAGAACCCGGCAGUGUGUUCACGUUUUGUGGGAAUCAACGCCUCUGAUAUAAAUUACUCGGCAGGCCGUUACGACCCCUCCCUUAAGCCUCCCUUCGAUACCGGUUUUGAGGGUAUUGGUGAGGUUGUUGGCCUCGGCCUUAGCGCCAGCGCCAGUUACACCGUUGGGGACACCGUGGCCUAUUUCGGCAGCGGUGCGUUUGCCGAGUACACGGUGGUGCCAGCCAAGGAAAGUGUGCCUGUCCCCACGGUGAAGCCAGAGUUCCUCACCCUGUUGGUCAGUGGUGCCACAGCCUACAUCGCCUUGAAACGUCUGGGCGACCUGGCCAAAGACGAGACGGUCCUCGUCACGGCAGCUGCAGGAGGGACUGGACAGUUUGCCGUACAGUUUGCUAAACAAGCCGGUUGCCACGUGAUUGGGACCUGUUCGUCAAACGAGAAAGCUGGCUUCCUUAAAUCCCUCGGCUGUAACAGGCCGAUCAACUACACCACAGAAGACCUGGCCAAGACGCUUAGGAAAGAGUACCCACAAGGCGUGGACGUGGUGUAUGAGUCAGUUGGAGGGAGUGUUUUAGAACUCGCAGUGAACAGUUUGGCCAAUAAGGGGCGGCUGAUAGUGAUCGGCUUCAUCUCUGGGUACCAGACCGCAUCAGGGAUCCCACCCUUCAGAGGAGGAACACUACCGGUCAAGCUGCUUCAGAAGUCAGCCAGCAUACGGGGUUUCUUCUUGCCCCACUUCUUCAGCGACUACAGGGAGGCUCUGGGUAGCAUGAUGCAGAUGUUUGCCAAAGGGAAGCUAGUGUGUGAGGUGGAUUCUGGGGAUUUGGCAGAGGGGGGGAGAUUUGUGGGCUUGGAGUCAGUCUUCCGGGCUGUGGACUAUAUGUAUGCCGGGAAAAACCUGGGCAAAGUAGUUGUGGAGGUGGCACCACCCUCUGUUAGUAAUAGUAAGCUGUGAUUUCAGAGAUUGUUAAUACACUAAAGCAAUCAAAGUCCAUUUGAGUCAAAAAACUUCAAAUCAAAUGCUUGUUAAGUUUAAAAUGAAAAACUGUGAAUUAGCGCUGAGGUGAGAUUCUUUAUAUUUGUAAGAUGGUUGAUAUGGCAUUAAAGCGAAAGCUACAUAGGGCUUUCAUGAAUAAAUAGAAUUAGCAACUUUAUUUUCUGCUAUAUCUUACUUUGGAAACUAUGUGCAAUAAAAAGUGAUUUCAAUUUA
This is a messenger RNA of Xiphias gladius (swordfish), 2567 nucleotides long. RefSeq names its product prostaglandin reductase 3-like. Gene Ontology annotation, molecular function: zinc ion binding; oxidoreductase activity. Gene Ontology annotation, cellular component: mitochondrion. The coding region runs from base 999 to 2312 and encodes 437 amino acids. The transcript is spliced from 3 exons. The record is from RefSeq and is a predicted model, not a curated record. NCBI's taxonomy places the organism in Eukaryota, Metazoa, Chordata, Actinopteri, Istiophoriformes, Xiphiidae.